Messenger RNA from Saprolegnia parasitica CBS 223.65, 597 nucleotides. RefSeq lists its product as hypothetical. The record is from RefSeq and is a predicted model, not a curated record. Bases 1 to 480 code for a protein of 159 amino acids. The transcript has 3 exons. Lineage: Eukaryota; Oomycota; Saprolegniomycetes; Saprolegniales; Saprolegniaceae.
AUGAGCUUCCAGGCGGCCAUCAACGCCAACGUCUCUUCGCUGCUCUACGAUGUCUCGCCCUCGUUGUCGAUGUCGAUUUCGUCCGUGCUCUUGGAACCUCAAACGGCGUUUGCGACCACAUCGCUUAAUUCGAUGACGCCCUUUGCAUCACUCCCGACCAUCUCGUUUGGCGCGACCAGCGUGGUGACUUUGCAGCUGAGUCUGUGGGGCUUCAGCGUCGGCAGCGUGCCCAAUGUGGCCUUGGCAACGCCAGUGGCGACGAUCGCGGCGUCUGUGCAGGCGCUGCUCGGCGGUAUGGGCCAGCUCAUUCUCACAUUUGCGUCGUCGCAUUCCGAAGCCAACAAGAUCAUGCCGCAACCGCAGAAGGGCGCUGGAUCCAACAAGAACGUCGCCAAGGGCAAGGGCAAGGACACCGACUCGGGCAAGGGCGGCAACCACACGGGCUCGUCCGGCGGCAAGGGCGCCCAGGGCGGCCGCUAAAGCCCCUUGGACACGUCAAGACGCCACUGCCAUACCACGACCAAAAUGCGCGUGUACACACUAGCAAUCGUCGUACAAUCAAAAAUAAAAUAAAAUAAAUCUCCUCAACGAAAGAAG